Messenger RNA from Emys orbicularis (European pond turtle), 1266 nucleotides. RefSeq names its product immunoglobulin superfamily member 1-like. Lineage: Eukaryota; Metazoa; Chordata; Testudines; Emydidae. The coding region runs from base 1 to 1266 and encodes 421 amino acids. The record is from RefSeq and is a predicted model, not a curated record. The transcript is spliced from 9 exons.
AUGGCGUCUGCUCUCACCGUCCUCCUCCUCGGGCGAGAAUACCCCAAACCUCCCAUCUGCGUGAGCCCCAGCAGGGUGGUGGCGCUCGGGGGAAGCGUCACCAUCCUCUGUGAGGGUUUGUACCCGGGCAUGGAGUUCUUUCUGCAUAAAGCUGGAGACCCGAACCCGCAGGUGCGGUCGGUGCCUGAUGGGACCGUGGCUGAAUUUCCCAUCGCCAAUGUCAGCCGGGAACAUGGAGGGAGCUACACCUGCGAAUAUCGCCCCAUAACGGAUCAGAAUCGCACAUCUCAUCCCAGCGACCCCGUCGAGAUCAUUGUAGAAGAGCCCAGCUACCCCAAACCCAACAUCUCCCUGAGCCCCAGCGAGGGGGUCUCCCUGGGGGGAGCCGUGACUGUCUGGUGUUGGGGGCAGCACCAGGACGUGCGGUUCGUGCUGAAUAAAGAGCGACGCCAUUUCCCACCUGUGGAUUCGGACGGGUUUCAGGCUGUGUUUCCCAUCAGCAACGUGAGCCGGGAGGACGGCGGGAACUACAGCUGCUCCUAUCACAGCAGAUCGGAGCCGUUCGCCGUGUCGUACCCCAGCGACCCCGUGGAGCUGGUGGUGAGAGAUCCCAGCUUACCCAGACCCUCCAUCGCUCUGAGCCCCACUGGGGUCACCGCCCCAGGGGCAGACGUCACCAUCCGGUGUCAGUGGCAGCGCCGGGACGUGAUGUUCUUCCUGCACAAGGCCGGAGACCUGAACCCACAGCGACAGAUGGACCCUGCUGGGGACGGGGCCGAGUUCCUCAUCCCCACCGUGGGCCGGCAGCACGGAGGGAACUACAGCUGCAGCUACCGGAACCGAUCAGAGCCCUUCGUCUCCUCGCAGCCCAGCGACCCCCUGCAGCUGGUGGUAGCAGGUGGAUCGGUAUCAAGCACAGCACCGGUUCUGACCCGCCCCAUCAUCGCCGGGGUGAGCGCAGCGUCCGCCGGCCUCCUCCUCCUCCUCCUCCUCCUGGCCUUCGUCUGCUACAGAAGAACCCGAGGAAGGAAAGGACCAGCCCCGAGACAGAGCAGGGAGUCCGAGGCUGCAGCCACAGUCUACGCCCUCAUGGGUGAAGGGAAGCAGCUGAAUGUCCUGCCCCAGGAGCACGACCCCGGCGCCGAGGGACUCACCUACGCCGAGCUGGACGGUCAGGCGCUGCAGGCCAAGCGGGGGGGCCCGGCCCCUGCCCCCGAGCCUGUCCUGUACGCCACCAUCAACGUGAGCCAGGGGCCUGAGGGGUAG